ACCUUUACAACAUUUAUUUGUUUGUUUUCCAAUUAAUAGAUUGGUUGUUAGCAAUUUUUGUGUUUUUAAAUUUAGCUUCUGGCUUUGUACCAAUAAAAGCUUUAUAUAUUUCUUGCUAUUAACAAUAAUUUGAAAAAAAAAAUGGAAAAUAAAACAAAGACGGAGAAAUUCGAUUCGACUGAAAUCAAAAUGGAAGAAAAUGAGUCUGACAUAUCUGAUGAUUGGGAGUUCAUGUCUAAGUACGAGGCUGGCAGGCAAUCUGUUUCUCACUUGAGUGUUCCUAAAAUGCAUGAAUUUAUUGAAGAAAGUGAUUUAACUUCUUAUAGAAUUGGCAUAGAUAGCGACAGAGGAAACGAACAAGUAAUAUUUUCUGAACAUGUUCAAGAAAGUGAAAGGGGCAAGAAAGAUGAAGAUAAACAAGAACAAUUAUCUCCGCAUAAAGAAAUGGUGCAGACAAUAUUUUUUCAGCAUGAUCAGGAAAAAGAAAAUGAAAGAUUGCAGAAAGAAAUGGAAGCUAUGCAGGAAAGUCUUCAAUGUGAAAUAGAAAACGAAAGGGUUAGAAGAGAAAUGGUUGAAGCUAUGCAGGAUUUAAAUCAAAAUGAUCCAGAAAAAGAUAGGCUUAAAAGAGAAUUACAUGAAGCUAGGCAGACUUUACAUCAAAAUGAGCAAGAAAAAGAUGAGCUUAGAAGAGAAUUACAUGAAGCUAGGCAGACUUUACAUCAAAAUGAGCAAGAAAAAGAUAGGCUUAGAAGAGAAAUGGUUGAAGCUAAGCAGGAUUUAAAUCAAAAUGAUCCAGAAAAAGAUAGGCUAAGAAGAGAAAUGGUUGAAGCUUUGCAGGAUUUAAAUCAAAAUGAUCCAGAAAAAGAUAGGCUUAAAAGAGAAUUGCACGAAGCUAGGAAGACUUUACAUCAAAAUGAGCAAGAAAAAGAUGGGCUUAGAAGAGAAUUACGUGAACUGAAACAAACUUUACAUCAAAAAGAGAAAGAAAUCGAUAGGCUCAGAAGAGAACUGUGUGAAGCUACGCUGGAUGCACCGCAAAGUGAGCAAGAAAACGGUAGAGAUAAAAGAAAAACGGAUGAAGUUAUGCAGGACAAUGAAUUUACUUUAAGAUCCGCUGAAUGUUCGAAGUCACAGAUUCAUGCUACUGAGGGCGAAUCACUGGCAAAGGGAAAGGACGAAAGUAAAAUUCAAGUUAUUAGCCAUGCACUCAGUGAAGCUUUUCAGCAAUUUUUCAAAAUUAAUACCACCCAGUCAGCCAAAGUUUCAACAGAUGCAGCUGAAACUGAUAAGUUGGUGAAAGAAAAGUAUGUAGAAUUAACUCCGGAACAAUUGGAAUUGUUUCGGAAGGCGGGAAUUGAAAUUGCAUCAUCUUCUGAUGAGGAAAGCAAGGAAUAAGUGAAUCAAGAAAAUGAAAGUUAAAACUACUGAAGGAUCUAUUUGAGGCACGUUUCGUAUAUUUUCUGCUUGAAAAUAGUUUGAUAACUUCGUAAGAGCUUUUAAUAUAUGGCUUUUUAAGUAUAAUCUUUUUAAAAUUGCUUUAUUCUUUAGUUUUAUCUUUAAGGAGCAUUUUUGUUAUUGUAUUAUAAUUGUAAAAACUUAUACGUAUUUUAAAAAUUAUUUCUGAUUUUAUAACGAAAAUUUAAAAAUUUUGUGUUUAAACUAUAUUUUUUAAAUGCGAGCAAUUGCUUACUAAUUGUUUGUUAUAUUUCAUGCUUUCUUGUAUUUUGAAAAUUUUGACAAAUAAAUACAUAUUAACAAUA
Parasteatoda tepidariorum (common house spider) is the source of this 1760-nucleotide messenger RNA. RefSeq names its product trichohyalin-like. The record is from RefSeq and is a predicted model, not a curated record. NCBI's taxonomy places the organism in Eukaryota, Metazoa, Arthropoda, Arachnida, Araneae, Theridiidae.